Messenger RNA from Strongylocentrotus purpuratus (purple sea urchin), 2132 nucleotides. Its product is annotated as leucine-rich repeat-containing protein 14B-like. The transcript has 6 exons. Lineage: Eukaryota; Metazoa; Echinodermata; Echinoidea; Camarodonta; Strongylocentrotidae. Gene Ontology annotation, cellular component: cytoplasm. The record is from RefSeq and is a predicted model, not a curated record. The coding region runs from base 166 to 1413 and encodes 415 amino acids.
GUGCAGUGCAUGGUGCCCGGACGUACGUGAGACCCUCUCAAGUAGUAGCCUAAUGCUGCAUAAAGUUUUAGGAGAUAUGAGCUCCGGGCCUUAUGGCCUUGACGAAUAAAUUCAUCAGACCACAAGUCAUUUCCACCAGAGAGCUAGAGACAAGAAGCUUGGAACAUGGCAUGUCAUCUAUUCAAAGCUCGCUCACUUGGUGAAAAUCAGUCCAUGCUGAAAGUGGAGAGCUUUUCAGGAAGGGCACAUGAUCUUCUUUCGCUUGUUGAUGCUGCUGCCCUGAAAGUGACUGGGAACUUGAACCUGACCUUGUAUUCUCUCAAGGUCAUUCCACAUCAUCUGUAUCCUGUUUUAUUGGCAGCGAGUUUAGAAAGGGGUCUGGCUGUUUCUACCAAAGCUAUUGUUGGGGCCUGGCCAUUUGCUUCACUCAACUUUUCAACCCUUCAACACUUUUCAAAUUUACCCAGCAUCCGAGGGCCUAAUGAACAGCAUGACCAUCCUGCUCUAGCUGCAGCUAUUGCUAUAUCAGAGCAGAAAGAGAGCAGAAUUCAAGACAUUGACAUCACCUCACUCAACCUCAGUGACAGAACAAACAACUUGUUUUUGAAUACUCUACUGAAAGGUAGACAAGCUGCGACAAAAGACAUUGUGAAGAAACACAGGAGUGUAGCAUCUAAAGAGCACCGAGAACUGAGGAUCCUGAUGAAUUCAAGGGUUACUGGACAAGAGAUCAAAGCCUUCUUCAAGAAAAGUAAGCAGCUCCAAUCUGCCAAUAUACACGUCCGCAGCAAACGGCUCAGGAUAGACCUGUGUGGUACAGAUCUUGUGGAGAGGGUCUUGGAUUUGAUUGAAAAAGAGAGAACAACAGAGCUUAAUUUGAGCUACAAUAGCCUUAGAAAUGAGGGUCUCAAAAGGAUCUUGGACCUUAUUCAACAGUUCCCAGCACUCACCACAUUGUGUCUUAGGUUUAACACCCUGAACUUUACGAAUGAACAUGGUGACUCAGCAGUCAAGGAGCUAGCGUCUACUCUCCGUCGUCUUCCCCACCUCAGAUACCUCAAUUUAUCUGCAAAUCGUAUAACCCGGAAAUUAGCAGAUAUACUUAGCCCCAUGGAGCAGUCAUUGUCCCUCCUUGAUGCAACCUGCUGUAUGCUUUCUAAAGAGGACAUUGAGUAUCUCUCUGGAUCUCAUCAUACCCGAGGCCUGCAGCAUCUGCUCUUGAGAGAUAACUAUGACUUUGGGCGCAACUGGGAAGCAGCGGAGAGUCUUAUCAGGAAUGUAGCUAACAACCUGGUAGAGCUUGAUCUAGAACACUGCAACCUGAGCCGAAUUCAAGGUGUCGCUGCUCGACUGGCUGUUCUAGCACCAAGAUUCAAGUGCUUGAGGUCUCUGGAGAUACAACACAACUUUUGACAGCUAGGGAUCAGAUUAAUGUUGUUGUGGAAUUUGGGAAAUGUCCUACGAUGGACGUGCUCAGAUUGUCUUUCCCUAUAAAGGAAGAGGAUGUAUUUCUGCUUGAAGAUGAUGACGAAGGCAGAACUGAUCGAGAAUGGUUCGAGAAUGUUUGUAAGAAAAGAAAAGCUGAAGCUCAGCACCAUCAUCCUGGUGGUAAUACAUGUAAAUGUAAACUUUUAAUUGUCUAUGUAUAUCAAGAAGACUUGGUGUUCCAUUCAGCUGAAGACCAAUUUGUAUUUUCAAUUUGAUUAUACAAUAUAUGAAUAUUGUUGAACUUCCACCAGAGGGUUCUGUGCAUUCUGAAAUAUCUGCAAUUUCAUAAAGACAUGGUAAUAGCAGGGGGACGUUUCACAAAACUUGUCAUCAGCGACAAAUGACAGUUUGUGUUAUAAGCUACUGAAAUCCUUGCUUCUGAUUGGUUAUCAGCAGAUUUGUCACUGAUUUUUGUCAUUGAAAAAAGGCUUUGUGAAACGCCCCCCAGGAGUGUCAGGAGAGGAUUUGGAAUUCAUAAGAAGGUACUCCGGAAGUACUCCAGAAGAACCAGAAUCACUAAUCAACAUAUUUUGGUAGUUAUCAGAGGGUCAAGUGAUUUGCCAUAUUAUAGGUCAAUUUUAUUUUAACCCUAUUUAGCCCGGGCUAUUUUGAAACUGCAUAGCCCAGGGGGGGGGGGGGGGGCU